This is a messenger RNA of Thamnophis elegans (Western terrestrial garter snake), 2497 nucleotides long. It is a transcript of the gene GCNT2, whose product is annotated as glucosaminyl (N-acetyl) transferase 2 (I blood group). Gene Ontology annotation, cellular component: membrane. The coding region runs from base 1 to 1239 and encodes 412 amino acids. The record is from RefSeq and is a predicted model, not a curated record. The transcript is spliced from 3 exons. NCBI's taxonomy places the organism in Eukaryota, Metazoa, Chordata, Lepidosauria, Squamata, Natricidae. Gene Ontology annotation, biological process: transforming growth factor beta receptor signaling pathway. Gene Ontology annotation, molecular function: acetylglucosaminyltransferase activity.
AUGCGGUCUGGGAAGCCUCCUCCUUACGUCUUCGCGGUCUUCGGGCUGAGCGGUCUUUCGGCGCUCCUGCUCCUGUUCCUCGGGCAACCUCCGCCGGUUUCCAAACACACGCCGCCGCCGCCUCGCUUUCCCCGCCUGCCUCGUCUCCAGGAGAGCAACUUCCUCCGGCGCGCCUGCGGGGCUCUGGCUCGGGGGCAGAAAACCUUGGUGUGGGGGAACCAUCUCGGGACGUCCUUGGGCAGAGCCGCCUCCUGCCAAGACUACGUGACGGGGAGCCACUAUGUGACCCGGGUCGUCUCUGCCGAAGCGGCGGCUUUCCCCUUGGCUUACGUCUUCACCCUCCACAAAGAACUGGGCACCUUCGAGCGGCUCUUCAGGGCUGUUUACGCCCCCCACAAUACCUACUGCAUCCACGUGGAUGAGAAAGUGCCCGCUAGGUACAAGCAAGAAGUGGAGAAAAUCCUGGAGUGCUUCCCCAAUGCCUUCCUGGUUUCCAAAGCGGAGCCUGUGGUUUACGCUGGCAUCUCCAGGCUUCAGGCUGAUUUGAACUGCAUGCAGGACCUGCUGAGAUACCCCGGCUGGAAAUACGUCCUCAACAUGUGUGGCCAAGAUUUCCCCCUCAAAACCAACAAGGAGAUUGUCCAGCACCUGAAAAAGUUCAAAGGGAAGAAUAUCACCCCUGGCAUCCUCCCUCCACCCCACAUAACUUCAAGGACCAGAUUUGUAUACAAGGAGCACAUAGGCAAGCAAGCUUCCUUCAUGCAAAGGACCGGGACCCCCAAACCGCCACCUCCCCACAACCUCACUAUUUACUUCGGGUCUGCCUAUAUUGCUCUCACGAGGCCCUUUGUGGAGUUCCUUUUCAAUGACUCCAGGGCCAUUGAUUUGCUCCAAUGGUCCAAAGACACUUACAGCCCCGAUGAACAUUUUUGGGUAACGCUCAAUCGGAUUCCAGGUGUCCCCGGUGCCAUGCCAAAUGCGACAUGGGAAGGCAACUUGAGAGCUGUGAAAUGGAGCGACGCAGAAAGAACUCACGGAGGAUGCCACGGUCGUUACGUCAGAAGCAUAUGUGUCUAUGGAACUGGUGACUUACCAUGGCUGCUGAAAUCCCAAAAUUUAUUUGCUAACAAAUUUGAACUCAAAACAUACCCACCUACUGUAGAAUGCCUGGAAUUGAAACUUCGGGAAAGAGUACUGAAUGAGAGCGAAAUACCAGUUGAACCAAGUUGGUACUUUUAAUUUAAAAAAGAAAAAAACUUACUGGGGGAAGAAGGAUAAUAAUAAAAACCGCUCCUUUUAGAGCAACUGUUUUUGCCUUGACAUGAGGCAUAUUUUUUUUUGAUGUUCCAAUAUGGGUAAUUUUUUUUAAUACAGGAAAAAUCUUUGCAUUUUACUGGACCUAAGGAUUCUGCAAACAUCUUUGUAUUUCACUGACUUUUAUUCAAUUUUUUUUUAAAAAAAAUCGGUACAGGAUUCUCCUCUUCUUUCAAUUACGUAUAUUACUGCUUGCUAACACCCUCAGGGAAUAAAAAAAAUUCUGAAUAUUGAAGUUAAAGAGGGAAUUCGGAUGAUCUUACUAACUGAUGAUGGUUUACAUGGAAGGAUUAAGACUUUCACCAUGGAAGAUUCAGAGAUGGGAGUUUAUCUUCUAGCUCAGCUUGCUAUCUGCACACCUAAGUUUUGCUUCUACCUGUACUCUACCUGUUAACUACUUGCGUCCAAAUUCUUAGACUCUGCUUUUUCUAUUAUCUGGUAAGCUUGUGGAAAUGGCCUUUUGCACUACUGAAGACUUAUCCUCUUUAAUAGCAGCAAAGCAGCCUGUGAAAUCAGGGUAGGACAGAAGAUCCGAAAGACAGAAUAAGAAUGUAUAGAGUAAAAUAUGCACUGGAAAAAUACAUUAAUAUUAUAUCGAUUGUAUGUUUUCACUCUUAUAAAGUUUUGCUUGGCUACUUAAUGAUCCCAGAAAUUAUGUAAAGAAGAGCUUCUAGGUGUACAGAAAUAAUUUAAGAUGGACCAUUUAUUUUAUUUUAUUUAGAAAGCUAUCACUGUAUUCAAAGCAAAAGUGCUAACAUUGUCUUUUAUACCAUCUGCUAAUCUGAAAGUCAUUUUCCUUGUUCUUUAGGCAACCUUUCUGCAUACAAUUUAAAUUUCCAUCCCAAUAUAUGCUAUAUACUGUUUACUAAAAGUUUUAGGGUGAAAAAGAAAAAUAUAUAUAAACACUCGAAUGUCAACCUUUUCUGGAGCAACACAGAAAAAAAAACUUUAUAUCUUAGGUUGAAUAUUAAAAUCCUACCACGAAGUACCAGGAAAGAUAUUUAUGGCAAUCAUUAUACUAAUAAAAUGCCUAUCUUUGCAGCGGUCCUUUAAGCGUUAUAUAAUUUCAGUGUCAUAUUUCUGUUAAAAAUAUUGUCUGUGUCCCCAUUAUUCUUUGUUUUACUUUUAAGUGAAAUGGAAUUAUUUCCCCCCAUAAAGACAUGGGUUUGCCAAGAUUCACUGA